Molecule: messenger RNA, 1742 nt
Organism: Colletes gigas
Lineage: Eukaryota; Metazoa; Arthropoda; Insecta; Hymenoptera; Colletidae
Product: targeting protein for Xklp2 homolog
Exons: 2
Coding region: 231-1742 (503 amino acids)
Source: RefSeq, a predicted model, not a curated record
CCUGUCUUCGAAGACUAAAAUAUUUAAGAUUAUGCUCACAUAUUAUCCACUUGGUGCCAGUGUAGUGUAAUUUCUUCGUAAUUUUAUUAACUAAUUGAUCACUUUUUAAUGAUGGACGACUGUAUUACAAAAAAAUAUUCUGACAAAUAUAAAUCAAACUAAAAUGAACCAAAUGAACUAAUAAAAUUUAUUAUCUAAUUGAUUAGUACACUUUUUAAGACUUUUUAAGAAUGGACGACUAUUGUGCUCCACAAUGGACAGACUUUACAUGCAGUCCGCAAUUGCCAUCCGAUAAUUAUUUUGACACACAUAUCGAAUAUGAAGCACAUAAACCUUUGAUACAAUUGAAGUCUAACUUGAAAUCCAAUUUAUCUGUAUUUUACAAGAAUGAUAGUAUAGCUAAAUCACCAAAUACAGAAAGACAUUUCGAUGAUAGCUUAGAACCUGUACAAAAUGCUAAAGAUAACAUAUCAUAUUUUAUAUCACAUGAUAACAAAAAGCAUUUUGUGAAGACGAAGACCAAGAAUAGUCUAAGCAAAGUUACGAAAAACUUGGUGAAAACAAAUUUCAAUGAUAGUUUAGAACCUGUACAAAAUACUAAAGACAACAUAACAUAUUUUAUACCGUAUGAUAAUAAAAAGCAUUCUGUGAAGACAAAGACAGAAAAUAGUUUAAGCAAAGUUAUGAAAAACUUGACACUGGAUGAAAAAUCUUAUAAAAUUGGUUGUGCAUCGAACGUGCUGCAAAGACAAUCUAAAAUGUGUAAAGUCAAACGAUCGCAGCCGAAAGUACUCACGUGCCAAUAUCGCAGGCACAGUGUAAUAAAGAGUCGCAGACGUUCAAGCAAAUUUAUAAGUUUGGCAGAGGCAGUCUCUAAAUUUCAAACUAAUACACCGCAAAGAUUUCGCACAAUCAGUAAAAAAAAUUUAAAGCCAGGUCCCUUGAUAAACUUGAAACAAUUCCCGAUGAAACUGACUCAUCCAAUUUCUCCAGCAUUGAGAAGUAUGCGGAGAGCAAGACAUACUACUAUUUUAAGUAAAGAGGAACGUGAAACCUUACAACUUGAAGAAAUGAAGAAACAUCAAAUAAAAGCAAACCCUGUACCACUUAACAUUUUGAAAGCUCCAUCCGCUCUAAAGAAAGUAGCAAAAAAACCACUUACCGUUGCAGAAGAAUCUCGUUUAACUCGGCCGAAGAAAACGCCUCACGCCUCAGAUUCAGAAAUAAAUACAUCACAACAUUCUAUGGACAAUAACGUAAAAUGCGCGGAGAAAAAAUCGGAAAAACUGAAGAAUAUACAGAUUCAAGAUACCAAUAAAAUAAAAGUCGAAUUUCGUGCAAGACCCGCACCAAAAUUUUUAAAAUCGACAAAGCCGACUGAAGAACAAUCAAGAACAAGCGAAGAACAAACUGUGAAAAAACGAACAGUAGUUUCGCAUCCGUUUAGUUUUGCUGAAAGGGAUAAAUGUCUUGCUCAAAAGAAAAAAGAAUUUGUUAAACAAAUGCAAGAAAAUGAUAAAAAGAUACAAAUAUUUCGUGCCAAUCCGGUACCAAAUUUUAAGGAAGUCAAAGUACCCAAUGUAAAGAAUGCCGCUAAAUCAGUUACAACCAAACAAAUAAAAAGUUGUAACAAUCAAGAGAAUAAACAGCCAAAUAUUCGCGUUUCUACAAUUGAUACAAAAAAGAAACCGACGAAGCAGGAUAUUGUAAAGAAUACUAAAAAAAAGGAACACGCUUCUUAA